AUGGCCGGGGGAAUAGCCUCUUAUGGCAUUUCCGCCAAGCGCGCAGAGCUUGCUGGGGGCCGAGUUGGAUGGCGCGGUCUGGUUAGUAGCAAAAAGACGUGCGGCAUUGCACUAUUCGCCUCGCUGGGUGGCCUAGUAUACGGAUAUAACCAGGGAAUGUUCGCUCAAAUUCUUACCAUGCCGUCGUUCAUCGAAGCUACUCAAGGAUAUGCAGAACACAAAGGCACAGCCCAAGGUAUGCUGACCUCAAUCCUCGAGCUCGGUGCUUGGCUGGGAACGCUCGCCAACGGUUAUUUGGCUGAUGCGACGGGCCGUCGGGUGACGGUCGUGAUUGCGGUGGUGGUAUUCUGUGUGGGAGUUAUUGUUCAGGCGUGCACUACGAACCCCGAUUAUGUUUAUGCCGGUCGAUUUGUGACAGGUUUAGGCGUGGGUAACCUGAGCAUGAUCGUACCUCUGUACAAUGCUGAGUUGGCCCCUCCUGAAAUUCGAGGGUCUUUAGUCGCCGUUCAGCAACUGGCGAUUACAUUUGGUAUCAUGGUCAGCUUCUGGAUCGGAUAUGGUACCAAUUUCAUUGGCGGUACCGGGCAGGGCCAGUCAAUUGCGGCCUGGGAGAUCCCCGUCUGCAUCCAAAUUCUACCUGCUCUUGUUCUCGCAGCAGGAAUGAUGCUUUUCAUGCCUCAAUCGCCACGUCAUUUGAUGAAUCAAGGCCGAGACGAAGAGUGUCUUCAAACAUUGGCCCGUUUGCGCGAUACCUCCGUCGACGAUAUCCUCGUUCGCAUUGAAUACUUGGAGAUCAAGGCUCUACGUAUGUUCGAGGAUGAGACUGCUCGCAAGAAGUACCCUCAGUACCAAGAUGGGUCGCGUAAGAGCAAGUUCAUGAUUGGGCUUCAUGAUUACAUGUCCUUGGUCACGGACAAGUCGCUGUUCAAAAGGACUACUGUCGCGUGCUUGGUCAUGGUGUUUCAGCAAUGGAAUGGUAUUAACGCUCCACAAAUCUUUGAAGACCUUCAAUUGGGUGGAACGACUACUUCCUUGCUAGCCACUGGUGUCGCCGGGAUUUUCGAGUUCGUCUUUACCAUUCCGGCCGUUCUCUGGGUCGACAACAUCGGUCGUAAGAAGAUUCUCAUUGCCGGUGGUAUCGGUAUGGCGGUUUGCCACUUCAUCGUUGCGGGUAUUAUCGGAUCCUAUCAGCAUACGUUUGCGGAUCACAAAGGGGCUGGAUGGGCUGCUGUCGUCUUUGUGUGGAUGUUCAUUAUCAACUUUGCUUACGCCUGGGGUCCCGUUGCUUGGAUUGUCGUUUCGGAAGUUUUCCCGUUGAGCAUGCGUGCCAAGGGAGUUAGUAUUGGAGGUAGCAGUAACUGGCUUAACAAUUUCGCCGUCGGUCUUUCUACUCCCCCGUUUCUCAAAGCGUCAAACUACGGCACAUUCAUCUUCUUUGGGUGUGUCACCACCAUCGGUGUCCUGUGGGUGUGGUUUCUGGUGCCGGAGACCAAAGGCCGUACCCUGGAGGAGAUGGAUGAACUGUUUGGAUCGCAAGGCAUGGCCGUGGAAGACGAGGCCCGAAAGCGAAGGAUCGAGCGCGAGAUCGGCCUCUUGGCACUUUUGGGCGAGCAGUCGGAUCAUACAGCCGAUGAGAAGCUGGCUGAGAAGCCUAUGCAUGUUGACAACGUGUCCGAGUAG
Messenger RNA from Aspergillus alliaceus, 1680 nucleotides. Its product is annotated as putative MFS monosaccharide transporter. Gene Ontology annotation, biological process: carbohydrate transport; transmembrane transport. Gene Ontology annotation, molecular function: carbohydrate:proton symporter activity. The transcript has 9 exons. Bases 1 to 1680 code for a protein of 559 amino acids. Gene Ontology annotation, cellular component: membrane. NCBI's taxonomy places the organism in Eukaryota, Fungi, Ascomycota, Eurotiomycetes, Eurotiales, Aspergillaceae. The record is from RefSeq and is a predicted model, not a curated record.